This is a messenger RNA of Raphanus sativus (radish), 1284 nucleotides long. RefSeq lists its product as uncharacterized. Gene Ontology annotation, molecular function: protein-containing complex binding. The record is from RefSeq and is a predicted model, not a curated record. The transcript is spliced from 9 exons. Gene Ontology annotation, cellular component: mitochondrion. Bases 197 to 1066 code for a protein of 289 amino acids. NCBI's taxonomy places the organism in Eukaryota, Viridiplantae, Streptophyta, Magnoliopsida, Brassicales, Brassicaceae.
CCCAUGGGUUCGGAUCCUCGGGUCAGAGUCUACGUGGAAGAUUCUAAAGAGGCGACGUGUUCUCUGUUUCGGACAUUAAAGCUCUGUUGCUUGUCCGUCUCCAUCGCCACCGGACUCUCUUCUCCUAAAGUAGAAAAAAAAUAUUUUGUUUGCUCAUCUCUGCGUCGAAUUGAAUCGCUUUUAUCUCCAAAAAAAAAUGAGGACGAUCGUUUCGCGUUUGAUCCGUCACAAAUCGUCAAUUCCACAGUCACGGUUCGUUUCUGCAUCAUCAAGUGGCGGUGGGAGGUAUCUCUCGACAGACUCCAACAAAAUCGAUGAGCCAUUCAAUGUUGAAGAAGCAGAGACUGUUCAUGUCCCUCCACCUCCAACUGAAAAGCUGCUUGUCCUUGGUGGAAAUGGGUUUGUGGGAUCACACGUCUGUAAAGAAGCUUUAGAUCGUGGCUUAUCUGUCUCUAGCCUUAGCAGAUCAGGUAGGUCGUCUUUACAAGAGUCAUGGGCUUCCAGAGUUACAUGGCAUCAAGGAAACCUUCUAUCAUCUGAUUUGUUGAAAGAUGCUCUUGAUGGAGUCACUUCUGUGAUCUCUUGUGUUGGUGGUUUUGGUUCAAACUCGUAUAUGUAUAAGAUUAACGGGACUGCAAACAUCAACGCAAUAAGAGCUGCCUCUGAGAAAGGUGUCAAAAGAUUUGUCUAUAUAUCCGCUGCUGAUUUCGGGCCAGCCAAGUACUUGUUGAGCGGUUACUAUGAGGGAAAGCGAGCUGCUGAGACCGAGCUGCUCACAAGAUUUGCUUAUGGAGGGAUAAUCUUGAGGCCUGGUUUUAUAUAUGGAACUCGCAGCGUUGGGAACGUGAAGAUCCCAUUGGGAGUCUUUGGUUCACCCAUGGAGAUGAUUCUUCAACAAGCAAAACCGCUGAACCAGCUCCCACUAGUCGGACCUUUGUUCACACCUCCGGUUAACGUUGAAUCCGUUGCCAAAGUUGCGGUUAGAGCGGCUACUGAUCCGGUGUUCCCUCCAGGAAUUGUUGAUGUUCAUGGAAUACAACGUUACAGCCAACAGAAAUCAAGAUAAGUCACCUUUUGAGUAUGCCCUCUGUCGUUUUGUAGAGUUUGGCCUGCUAUAUACUCUGUUCAGUUUCAAUGGUGGGAACAUUUAUGUUCCCCUCUCCCACAAAUAAAUAAAGACAGACAUACUUUUUUUUAUUGAUUACUGUGCAUCCCUAAGAGAGCAAGCUACUUUGUAUUAGCUCUCCAAAACUUUUUUUCCUAUAAUCACAUUUUUAUACACAA